ACAGUCCCAUAGAUCGUUCGUUCCCAAGACAAAAGUUGGAAAUUUCCGAUAGCAUUUAAUGUUACAAUGUGUCCGGAUAUGACCGCAUAACCACAGGAACCAAACUUUAGCUAGUAGCUGUAUCUGUAGCAUAACAGCUAAGCUAUCAGUAUUCAAAACAAAAACUCUCGGAAGUACGUUAUCUUGUUUAACACCGAUUUCGCCGUUAAUAUGGAGCAGUAGGCAGAAUUUAAAAACAAAGUGUAGAGGAAUGGUCUGACUGCAGCAGUACCAGUAAAGAUGCACAGCCGUCUGCAGGAGUUGAAGAAGGAAGAGGAGACUCUCCUCAAAAUCAAAGUCAUGCUACAAGACCAGCUGAACAGGUUGAAGUUUGAAGAAGGGGCCUUGAAAUCUAUCAUUAGCGCUCAAACAGAAGAAGGAGCCUCUCAACGCUCUUCUCCAGAAACUGAGGUUCAUAUUAACCUUGAUGAUGAGAGCGAGAUCAAUCGAACCAAACUGCUACUGAAUGCUGCUGUAGAUUUUGAUAUGGAGGAGGAAGAUGAUGAUGAGGAUGAAGAUGAGGAGGAUGAUGAAGAAGAUGACAAUGAGCUUGAGUUUGAGUUUGUGCCUGAGGACGAUGAGGAAGAUGAUUACUGAGAUUCUCAGUGUUUCAUGGGGCUUCAAUAUUUGCACCACUGAAGAAGAACCACAUGUUAACGGACAUCUGUUUAUUUGUUCACCUGUUUAUCACUUAUGAAGUUUAAUUUAUUUGGAUGGAGUGAGUAACAGUUACAGUUUGAUGAUGUGUGGUGCUAACAGUACCCUCUCCUUAGCCUGAUUUAAGGCAUGUCAUCCUGCACACCAAACCAUGUUAGAAUUUAUGUGUCAAAUUUUGUGAGAAAUAUCUCACUGAAAUGCAGUAAGACAGUGUUAUUAGGUGCUUAUAGCUUACUAGACAUAUUGUGCAUUUUGAGGAUUAGCAUUAAAAUGUAUGGCUGGGCCAUAUAAGAAGAUAGUGUGUAUGCCUUAUGUAAGAGAUGAUAAUUGUAAGCACAAAAUAAAAUGUUUUGCAUAGGGUU
Molecule: messenger RNA, 1058 nt
Organism: Sander lucioperca (pikeperch)
Lineage: Eukaryota; Metazoa; Chordata; Actinopteri; Perciformes; Percidae
Gene: snapc5
Product: small nuclear RNA activating complex, polypeptide 5
Exons: 4
Coding region: 280-636 (118 amino acids)
Biological process (GO): transcription initiation at RNA polymerase III promoter; transcription by RNA polymerase II
Cellular component (GO): nucleus
Source: RefSeq, a predicted model, not a curated record